This is a messenger RNA of Vanrija pseudolonga, 2074 nucleotides long. RefSeq names its product Glycerophosphoinositol permease 1. The record is from RefSeq and is a predicted model, not a curated record. Gene Ontology annotation, biological process: transmembrane transport. The transcript is spliced from 2 exons. Bases 403 to 2028 code for a protein of 541 amino acids. Gene Ontology annotation, cellular component: membrane. NCBI's taxonomy places the organism in Eukaryota, Fungi, Basidiomycota, Tremellomycetes, Trichosporonales, Trichosporonaceae. Gene Ontology annotation, molecular function: transmembrane transporter activity.
CCCCUGGCUCCCUGGCUGCAACAUGUUCAGCGGCGCGCGGAGAAACCGUCGGCGGACAUGCCCAGCCCAAGGGAAGGGUCUGGAAUAGAACCGGCAUGCUGGGCGAUUCCAUAUUGGUCCCUCGCGGUAUAGAACACCGAUUGACCGAGGCCUGUCGUCCUUGACUGUUCUUGCCCGCGCCCGCGCUCGACUCGCAGUCACCGAGGCAUGUCGCGGCUCUGCACUUACAUAGCAGACUAGCUGCGCAGCUGUGGACCCGACAAGUCGGGACCCGCUGCGAUAAGAACGUGCGUUGUUGUCGUCUCAAAACUUGACGAGGAGGAGAGUGAGAAAAGCCACAAGCCGGUAAUGCAGUUGCGACGUACUGAAUGUAGCUGGGAAGGGCUUCAACGCGAGGUAUAAAUGCGUGACGGUGAGCUGGCGCCUACUUCGCAACCCGCGACCACACAGCCCACCGCCACCCCCCUCAGCAUGAGCACAGACUACUCCCCCGAGCUGGACAAGCUCGACAAGCUCAAGCUCGCGCACGACACGCCCGACGGCGAGCUCGCGCACGCGCCCCUCGCCGAGCUCGAGGGCAACCCCCGCCGCCACACCUUCAACGCCACGACCAAGCUGUCGGCCAUCUUCACGGUCGUGUUUUCGGGCAUUGCGCUCACGUCGGACGGCUACAAUGCCGCCGUGGUCGGCAACCUCAACCUGCUGUUCAAGCAGCUCUACCCCGCCACCGUGUUCUCCCCGACCAUCAAGACCCGCAUCUCGAACGCCUUCUUCAUCGGCGAGAUCGUCGGCAUGCUCGCCUUCGGCAUGAUCAUCGACCGCAUCGGGCGCAAGUUUGGCGUGGUGCUGACCACCACGCUGCUCAUCCUGGGCAUCAUCAUCAGCGCGGCCGCGCACGGAACCACCGACCUCGGCAUGUUCUGGAUGCUUAUCGUCGGGCGCGGGCUGGCCGGCGUCGGCGCGGGCGGCGAGUACCCCGUGUGCGGGACGAGCUCGAUCGAGGCGGCCGACGAGACGUCCCAUGUGCGCAAGCACCGCGGCUUCCUCAUCGCCGCCGUGGGCGACUUUGCCAUCGACUUUGGCUUCGUGCUCGCCGGCAUCGUCGUGCUCAUCGUCCUCACCGCGUACGGGUACGGCAUCCACUCGACCGGCACCCACGGCUUCGCGGGCACCUGGCGCAUCUGCCUCGCGCUUGGCCUCAUCCCGCCCCUGGCCGUGUUCUACUUCCGCAUCAAGAUGGUCAACUCGACCGCGUACCGCAACCACGCGAUGAAGGGCACCAAGAUCAGCUGGAAGGUGAUCGGUCUCGCGUUCAGGCGAUACUGGCGCCGCAUCAUCGGUACCUGCGCCUGUUGGUUCCUGUACGACUUUUGCUCGUACCCCUUCGGCCUGUUCUCGAGCACCAUUGUCGGCCAGCUCAACCCGAACAACACAAUCAUCCAGAACAUUGGCUGGGGAACGCUCAUCAACGCGUUCCUCCUCCCUGGGUGCCUCAUCGGCGGCGUGCUCCUCGACCGUAUCGGACGCCGCCACACCCAGGCGUUCGGCUUCUUUGCACAGGGCAUCAUCGGCAUGAUCCUCGGCGGCGCGCUGUGGAAGAUCCAGCAGCACGUCGGCGCCUUCAUUGUGGUGUACGGCAUCUUCCUCGCUGUCGCCGAGGCUGGUCCCGGCGUCGCGACCAUCCUCAUUUCCGGCGAGGUCUACCCCACCCCGCUGCGCGGCCACAUGCUCGGCUUCUCCGCCGCGUGGGGCAAGGCUGGCGCCGCGAUCGGCACGCAGGUGUUCACGCCCAUCCAGAACGCCUUCUCCGACGACUUCAAGGGCCAGCAGGCGGUAUUCUUGAUCGGGUCAGCCGUGUCGAUCCUCGGCGGUAUUGUCACCUACCUCUGCAUUCCGGACACUGAGCACGAGCUCGAGAACGAGGACCUCGCGUGGCGCGCCUACCUCGAGGAGCACGGCGUCGACACCUCGGGUAUGGGCGAGCCGCUUGAGGCGAGUGCUGGGGCGGCCGUGCGGGCCAAGCUAUAGUCUGUUCAGAGUUGGGUUAUGCACAUAUGCUGUUGGAUGAGAGAGA